GUUGACUUUGACGUUGCCAUACUUUGAUGUUUUCUUUUAGAACGUGUGUUUGGUUAUACACGAGUGUUAUUUUCCAAGAUCGUAAUAAAAAAUAAAUUGUUUACGCAAUGGCCAAAUCUAUACGCAGUAAAUGGAAGCGAAAAUGCCGUGCACUCAAGCGCGAACGUUAUGCAGUGAAAGAACUAGCCCGAUUGAAGAAAAUGCUCGGUAUUAAAGAGGAAGAAAAAGUUACAGAAAAGGAGGUUAUGGAGUCUGACCAAGUAAUAUAUUUUGAUGCUGCCCAGUUGAAAAAGGACAAAAAGAAAAAAAAUAAAGAGCCUGAACCAGAGGAAGAUCCCGACGUCGAAAUGAGCUCGGAUGACGAGAAAGUUGAAAUUUCAGAUGAAAAAGGCGAAAAGCGAGUUUUCAGCACAAAAACAUUAAAAGAUCAAAACGGACAGUAUCCAGUGUGGCUACAUAAAAGGAAAAUCGCAAAAUUAACGAACAGCAAGAAAAAGUUAAAAAGGAAAACGAAGAAACGUAAAUAAAUAAAUGAUAG
This is a messenger RNA of Zerene cesonia (dogface butterfly), 538 nucleotides long. Its product is annotated as protein LLP homolog. The record is from RefSeq and is a predicted model, not a curated record. Gene Ontology annotation, biological process: dendrite extension. The transcript has a single exon. Gene Ontology annotation, molecular function: RNA binding. NCBI's taxonomy places the organism in Eukaryota, Metazoa, Arthropoda, Insecta, Lepidoptera, Pieridae. The coding region runs from base 108 to 527 and encodes 139 amino acids. Gene Ontology annotation, cellular component: nucleolus.